Brugia malayi is the source of this 3063-nucleotide messenger RNA. RefSeq lists its product as uncharacterized. The coding region runs from base 1 to 3063 and encodes 1020 amino acids. Gene Ontology annotation, molecular function: protein binding. Gene Ontology annotation, cellular component: axon; plasma membrane. Gene Ontology annotation, biological process: axon guidance; cell-cell adhesion. The record is from RefSeq and is a predicted model, not a curated record. Lineage: Eukaryota; Metazoa; Nematoda; Chromadorea; Rhabditida; Onchocercidae. The transcript is spliced from 20 exons.
AUGUUUAUUCAGUUACUACCUGUGGAAGGUUUCGUAUCAGAAAUUGCUGUCAAUGAAAUGGGUAUAAGUAUGGUUAGAUUUACCAAAGAUUUGCUCUUUUCAAGUGUGCAGCAAACUGAUCAGGGAUUAUAUCAGUGCAUUGCAAGUAAUGCUAUUGGUGAACGAAGUACAUUCAUCGGUUUGAUAGUUGAAGCUGAAAUUGAUUCAGUGAUAACAAAUCUUGAAGUUACCGUUGAUCAUACGAAUGCACAAUUUAACUUAAAAUGGCAUUUGCCACAAACAAUGGAUUAUCUGGAAGCUGAUCAUACGAUAUUUCUAUUGAAUUAUUAUUUAUCAGAUGGUGGUAGUGCAAAUAAUGUACCAUUGCGUAAUGUCCAUUGUACACCUGAUAAUUGGUGUAUUGCUAAAUGUUGUUCAUCGAAUUACAUAUUUUUACCUCGACAGAAUUACACUUUUCAAAUGUCACUUUUUAAAACAAAUGCAGUUGGAAAAAUUACACCGCUUUCAGAACAUGUGACAGCUUUAUCAUGGGAUGGAGUAUCAAAGAAGGCUAUGGAGCUUACAUUUAGUAGAUUAAGUGAAGAGACAUUGGAAAUUUCAUGGCAGCAUCCAUCGAUUGAUAUAACAAAUGGCUUUAUACAAAAAUAUGUGGUCGAAUAUUACAAAGAUUCUGAAGCACUGCAUGAAGUAAAAAGGAAGAAUAUUUUGCCCAACUCAACAGUUUGCCUUUUAAAUGGUAUAAAAUCAGAAAUGGUAUAUCGUUUUCGAGUUAUUCCAGUAACGCGCCGUGGUCUACCAUCUGAUGUGUACUUAAAAUCAAAUUCAAAUUUCACUUUUAUUGGCCAUAUGGUGGAGCCUGUAAACAAAAAUUUUCAUUCCGAUAUUGAGUCUUUACCUAUUGAUAUCGAACAGGUUGACACAUCAAUCGUCAUUCACUGGGAUGUAGCACAUAAAAUUUCAAAUUUCACUUCACAAGAUACAAAAAAUCAAGCAGUUCUUAUCCGUUAUGCUCGUUCUGAUGUAAUACCGUUAAGAGAAAAAGCAGAAGAAGGAUUAUUCAUCAAUGGCGCUAUGAAUUUAACUGAAAAUUUUGAUACAUCACGAACAUAUCAAUUUUGUAGUCGUCUAUAUGAUGGUCUUUUUUAUGGUCCUGAUUUUUGUCGCAUAUAUCGUUUAUCAUCAACAGUGUUUGUUGAUAUAUUUAAUAGUCGUUCGGGUACUAGUGGUCUACCGAGAGCAGUAUUAUGCCAUCAUCGAAAAGAAAGAUGCCGUUGUGAGCCAUCAUACGAAUUCGGUGAUGCAAUGCGUGUAACAUGGGAUUGGCCAGUAGACGAUCAUAGUGCUGAUGAAUUCGUUGUGCAUUAUACGUUGAGUGAUAGUAUUUUAUCUGAAGAUGACAGAUUAGUUAUUACGGAUGAAGCGUUCGCAGAUUUACCAAGUCUUCGAUCGAAUACAACAUAUCGAAUAAUGAUAGAACCUAGGAAUAAAAUGGGUGGUGUUGAAGGUUCUUGGUUCAACUGUACUACUCCUAUUCUAGGACAAAUUCCUGCACCAUCAGGAUUAUUGUAUGAGGAAUUGAAUGCAACAGCUGUCCGAGUAUCUUGGAAUCCAAUUCAUCCAAAUCCACGUUGGAGUACACCUGUGGGUUACGUGAUACAGGUCCAGUCAUCAUCAACUUCUGUGGCAUCUGUAAAAGAUAUCAUUGUUGAUGGAAUCAGUACAACAAGCUGUAUUAUAACACUACAACCUAAUAUGUUGUACACAUUUCAAGUGGCAGCACGUUCAAGUACCGGUGAUUUGGGGCAACGUUCCUCUCCGUAUUUGUUUGCACCAUCGCAGAUCAGUAAACCUGGUAGAAUAGAUGUUAAAAGACCAAAGAUAUUGCCAAAAUCAAGUCGAGAAGGGAUUUUAAUUUUGAUUGUUUUAAUAGUGGGUUUGCUGACAUUGUGUUUCGGUGGUAUCUGCGCUCAUCUAAGAUUAAAACGGCGCAAACUUGAAAUGAAUAUCAGUACAAAUACAGCUAAUAGAGGAACAAAUACAUCACGCACUAAUAUUACAAAUUAUGAAAUGGAAUCAUUGAUUACACGACGACGAAGUGAUUUAGUUGGUAACUCAGCAAGGAGUACCCUGAAUGAUCCGUUGAUGCAUAAUCAGUUGAAUGCGCGAAAUAAUCUAUUAAAUGAAGCAGAAGCAGUUUAUUUGGAUACAAAAGGUGGUGAACAAGGUGCUUUGCCAAGUGGUCAAGAUAAAUAUCUGAAAUUGUUAAAUGAUAAGAAGCAGUUGCAUCGAUUCAAGGAGUGCUUCUUGUUUAAUGGUUUAUCAGAUGAAUCAACCGUUAAGAGCCAAAUAUCUUGCAGAAAAAAGGCGAGAAAUAUAAGCCAACGAAAUGAGCCACUUGCAACAAUAGUAAAAAGAUCAAAUUACAAAUUGUUAAAUUCGAAAUGGAUGCAAACAGCUUGUGAUACUGCUGAUCAAUGGACUGGAAGUUUACCAUCUAAAAAACGAAUAUUAGGACUAAAUUCUGCAUCAACAAAGACAUGCUACCUAAUGGCAGGUCGUAUGUCAGUGAGUAAUUUUGAGAUUGGCAUUAUGAUGCCACGUUUUUUGUCGAAAUUAGCUGUUUUAUCAGAUAUUACACGAAGAAGUACAACAAGUAAUAUGGAAUCAUUGAAUGAAGCAACUUCUUAUAGCAGUAUUAUUUGUCCACGGUCAACUUCGGUACAGUCACUUUAUCAGCAGAAUGGUUUUAUCAAACGAAAAAAUGAUAGUGUAAAGACAAGUGUUCCUGUCACAACUAAUAAUUGUAUGAAUUAUCCAUGCAAUACUCCUUCCAGUCAAUCAUUAACUUGGUACGAUGCUGGAUCAGUUGAAAAUGAUGGCAUUAUACGGCUACCUCCUCGUGAUGCACCUAAACUAUACGGUAAUAGCAACAAGGAAACAAUGAUGUUUUGUUGUUCGAUGCCGAAUCUAACCGAUUCCGGAAUUGUUUAUGAUGAAAUGCAUUUUCCUCGUCCACCUCCUCAUUCACCUCCACCGUUGGAUAAUAAGCAUUUGGAAAGAUAA